AUGUCAGAUUCCCGCACUAUAGGUCAACUAAAGGGCUCCGAAGUACCAAGGCACGUAGUUUUUAAACUUUACCUACACACCUUGUUUAUGGUAAUCCUACCAAUAGCCACAUACUUUCUCUCGGCACACUAUUAUUUUCAAGGCGAAAAUAAUACAACAAAAGCUGCUAUUGCUGCUGUCUUAGUUGCAAAUCUUGUUGUUGUAUCUUUUAUUGUGACUGCUUUCAGGGAGGAUAUGAAAGAGCCAUUGCGUCAAAAGAAAGAAUGA
Ambispora gerdemannii is the source of this 267-nucleotide messenger RNA. The record is from the annotation of a GenBank genome assembly. Lineage: Eukaryota; Fungi; Glomeromycota; Glomeromycetes; Archaeosporales; Ambisporaceae.